This is a messenger RNA of Sphenostylis stenocarpa, 1146 nucleotides long. NCBI's taxonomy places the organism in Eukaryota, Viridiplantae, Streptophyta, Magnoliopsida, Fabales, Fabaceae. The record is from the annotation of a GenBank genome assembly.
AUGGAUUACGGCUUUUGUGACUUACUAGUUUUGGUUUGUUUGAUUGAAGAUCCAGGAAGCAAGAUGUGGGGUGUUGUAAGGCACAAGAGUAUUCGCCCAGCCUUCUCCACAAUCAGACAUUUCUCUUCUGCCGCCAAAGAGAUCAAUGUCCGGGAGGCUCUCAACUCCGCACUCGAUGAGGAAAUGUCAGCGGAUCCCAAAGUCUUCUUGAUGGGUGAAGAGGUUGGCGAAUAUCAGGGUGCAUACAAGAUAUCCAAGGGGCUGCUCGAGAAGUAUGGCCCUGAGAGGGUUCUCGAUACACCAAUCACUGAGGCUGGGUUUGCUGGGAUUGGAGUUGGUGCUGCGUACUAUGGUCUGAGGCCUGUUGUGGAGUUUAUGACUUUUAACUUCUCCAUGCAGGCAAUAGACCAUAUUAUUAAUUCUGCUGCAAAAUCCAAUUACAUGUCUGCGGGGCAAAUAUCUGUACCUAUUGUCUUCAGAGGACCCAAUGGUGCUGCUGCUGGGGUUGGUGCCCAGCAUUCUCAAUGUUAUGCAUCUUGGUAUGCUUCAUGCCCUGGUUUGAAAGUCUUGACGCCCUAUUCAUCUGAAGAUGCACGCGGUUUGCUUAAAGCUGCUAUAAGGGACCCUGAUCCUGUUGUUUUCCUUGAGAAUGAGUUGUUAUAUGGUGAGUCGUUCCCUGUUUCGGCUGAAGCUCUUGAUUCCAGUUUUUGCCUUCCCAUAGGAAAAGCAAAGAUUGAGAGGGAAGGAAAAGAUGUGACUAUUACAGCCUAUUCAAAAAUGGUUGGCUAUGCUCUCAAGGCUGCUGAGACACUGGCUAAGGAAGGAAUCAGUGCUGAGGUUAUUAAUUUGCGUUCAAUUCGACCGCUUGAUCGAGCCACAAUCAAUACUUCAGUGAGGAAAACCAACAGGCUGGUGACAGUCGAAGAAGGGUUUCCUCAACAUGGUGUUGGGGCUGAAAUCUGCACCUCUGUCAUUGAGGAGAGCUUUGGUUACCUUGACGCGCCGGUUGAGAGAAUUGCUGGGGCUGAUGUUCCUAUGCCUUAUGCAGCUAAUCUGGAGAGAAUGGCUGUCCCCCAGAUUGAAGAUAUUGUUCGUGCUGCAAAGCGAGCAUGCCAUAGAUCUGUGCCUUUGGCUGCAGCUGCUUGA